GCACGGCUUGCCCAUGUGUGCUGCAGCCGUCAGCCGGCCCAGCUGAGCAGCAGCAACGGACCUUGUUAACGGCGCGGCAGCCUCCACCGCCGGCUGUUGCCCUCCUCUCUCGGUGGUCUGUCCGCACAGCGCACGUCACCAUGGGCAAGAGCCGGACGAAGCGCUUCAAGCGACCUCAGUUCUCCCCUACGGGCGACUGUCAGGCUGAGGCGGCUGCGGCGGCUGCGGCGGCGAAUGGGACCGGAGGCGAGGAGGACGACGGGCCGGCGGCGGAGCUGCUGGAAAAGCUCCAGCACCCGAGCGCCGAGGUCCGCGAGUGCGCCUGCGCAGGGCUGGCCCGGCUGGUGCAGCAGCGGCCGGCACUCCCGGGCCUGGCGCGACGAGACGCCGUGCGCCGCCUCGGGCCGCUGCUUCUAGACCCCAGCCUGGCCGUCAGGGAGACUGCAGCCGGCGCGCUGAGGUGAGCCAGGAAGGGUGCGGGGCGGUGCCCAUCGCUGGCCUCCCCCGCGUCUGGGCUGCGGGCGGUCGCAGCGGUCACCCAGCGCCUUCUGUGUGCCAUCAGGCACUGGCCCGGUCUCCCGUUUGCAGAGAUUUGAAGCCAGUCUCCAGGCUCCGGAGAAGCCCAGUAUCCCCGCAUCUCAUCUGUCCACCUGGCUGCUUCACCUGCAGCGUCCACCUGCUCAGGCGUCCUGCCCUCACACCUUGCGCACGUUUUACACUCUCCAAAAGCCCUCCUUAGGGUCCCUUGCUUGGAUGAACUCUUCAGUUCAUGUGUCAGGAAUCGUUCUAGAUGCAGGGGACUUUGAGCAGCCAAGACUUUUGAGCGAGAUCUGUUGACAGCCAAGAUCCCUGUCUUGGCACAAGUCAUGUUGAUGGGGAGACAGACAGGAAGCUAGUAAAAAGAAAUCUCAGUGCUUGUGGAGGUUUUGAAGUUUGUGAUGACAUGGUGACUAAGGAUAUCAUGACCCCUCUGGUUGCGCUGCUAAAAGAGUGUAGUGCUGGACUGGAUUCAAAUGAGAUGUCUCUGCAGGAGAAAAAAGAUCAGAACAGAAAUUCUAUUGAGAACAUAGCCAAUGAGACUGUGAACGUGCUGUGGAAUAUAUGUGAAUGCAGUAGUAGAGCAGUGUCUAUAUUCAACAAAGAAGGGUGUUUGGAGAUUGUGUUAAAGUAUUUAAGUAGGUUUCCUACCAAUGUUGACCUGGCUAUUUCAGUAGCAUAUUGUUUGCAGACAGUGACUGAGGAUAACCCAGAGCUGCUGAAGUCUUUCAGUGCUACAGCAUUGAACAUGCUGGAAUCAGCACUGCUUUCUCCUGUCAGUUCCAUGGAAUCCCUUCUAUUGAAGACAUUGGUAGCAGGCACAAUUUGGAAUCUAAAGGAUAUUAUUCCAUGCAAGAGUCAAGCAGAAAUCAUAAAUGCCUUACUAAAGAUCUUAUCUGAAGUUUUGGGAAUGGAUGCUGGUGAAAUGGUUAUUCAAAUGAAAGAGGCUGAAACGCAAAGGUUAAAAACUGCUGCAGAGGCUGAGGAAAUAUUAGAGAACACUAAUGGGGAUGAUUUGAUUGAAGAUGAUGAAAUGGAAGGAAUUUCUCAUAAAAGAAGAGUCAGAAGGAAAACUUUCGUUUCAGAUUUACUUCCGCCCACUGACAAGGAACUGAGAGAGACUAUAGCAUUGCUGACAGCCCAACAGACUGCUCUGGAAAUUAUUGUCAACAUGUGCUGCAAUGAAGAUCCCUCUGAUGACGAAUGGGAAGAGCUUUCUAGCAGUGAUGAAAGUGACGCAUUUAUGGAGAAUUCCUUCAGUGAGUGCGGGGGACAGCUGUUUUCUCCCCUCUGCCUCUCCCAUGAGGUUCACACGGCUCUCACCAACUACCUCAUCCCAAAGAAGAUUUUUGAGAAAACUGCCUUUCCAAACAGCAUUGCAGUUGACCUAUGUUCUAGGAACCCUACUUGGAAACCUUUGAUUAGAAAAAUGAACACUAUUCAGUGCAGAGCCCUCUUCUGUCUCCAGAGUCUUGUGUCCCUCCUGGAUGUGGAGCACCUGGGAGGAGCCGCAGCCCUUCAGACACUUGCACAGCAUCUGUCACAGCUGCUUUUUUCUCAACCAGAUUUUGCUAAACAUGUUGACUUUCUAGAAGCCAUAAGUAGUGCUUUGAGGGCCCUUUUGCAAACAAUGGCCUCCAAGAACAUUUCCCAGUGCAUGACUCCUGAUCAGCUGAUGACAUUAUGCAAAGCAGGCAUUCAUAGUAGUAAUGUCGGGGUUAGAGUGAAUGUCGUUAGCAUUUUAGGAAUCACUGGCAGCGUCCUUGCCAAAGAAGAUGGUACACUUGAAACUCUUAAGAACAUUGGGUGCUUUCUGCUUGAAGUUACCACCAAAGAUCCUUCCCUUGUGGUAGCAGGAGAAGCUUUGGAUGCCCUCUUUGAUGUUUUUGCAGAUGGUAAAGAAGCCGAAAGAGCCUCGAUUCAAAUUAAAUUAUUAUCUGCUCUGAAAGAAUUCCAGCCGGUCUUUAAAAUGAAGAUACGUAAAGAAGGGAGAGGUAACUAUAGCACAGAUCAGCUGUGUGUUCUUGACAAUGUGAAAAUGAAUUUGCGAAGAUUUAUUGCUUAUCAAGAAACUGUUGAGAAAAGACUGACUUCUUAAACAAUCCAAAAAAGAAACCAGUUCUUCCCCCAAAGUAUUCAAUGCUUAGAAUACUAAAAGAUUUUCUUUGAAUGUAUAUGUUUCUGAAAGUCAUUUUUUAAUGAUUACAUUCUGUACAUUCUGUAAAAACUUCAAAACCUGGCCAGGCAUGGUGGCUCACGCCUGUAAUCCCAGCACCUUGGGAGACCGAGGCGGGUGGAUCACUUGAGGUCAGGAGUUUGAGGCCAGCCUGGCCAACAUGGUGAAACCGCAUGCAUAAGCAUGGUGGCACAUGCCUGUAAUCCCAGCUACUCGGGAGGCUGAGGGAGGAGAAUUGGUUGAACCUGGGAGACAGAGGUUGCAGUGAGCUGAGAUCACGCUACUGCACUCCAGCCUGGGUGACAGUGGGAGACCCUGUCUCCAAAAAAAAAAAAAAAAAAAAAAAAACUUCAAAACCUGUCAGAAACUCUGUUGCUGGUUUUUUUGUGUGUGUUUUUUGUUUGUUUGUUUGUUUUGUUUUGUUGUUUUUUUCUUUUUUGAGGUGGAGUCUCACUGCUGCCCAGGCUGUAUUACAGUGCUGCGAUCUUGGCUUACUGCAACCUCUGCCAUUCCAGGUUCAAGCGAUUCUCAUGCCUCAGCCUCCUGAGUAGCUGGAAUUACAGGCACCCACCACCACACCUGGUUUUGUUUUUGGUUUUUUGGUUUUUGUUUUUUUUUUUUUCAGUAGAGACGGGUUUCACCGUGUUGGCCAGGCUGGUCUCGAAUUCCUGACCUCAAGUGAUCCGCCUGCCCUGGCCUCCCAAAGUGCUGGGAUUACAGGCAUGAGCCACCGUGCCUGGCCAGAAACCCUUUUUUAAGUGAUGAGAUCUGUGUGGCAUUUCUAGCACUCUCUAAAUUAUGUCUCUGGCAUAUUUUAAUCACUGGAAACUCAAAGAGUGGAAGAGUGGAAGUGCAAAGCAAUCUCAGGUAGCUCUUAACUAAUUCGCCAGCAGUGAAGAAACUUCAACCAAUCAUGUUUUCCUUGAAUUUUGCAAAGAAAGAAAAUCCAAAGCAUUGCUUGGAUGUUCUUUUAAGGCAUUUUAUAUCAGUUGAACCUUAAACUGAAAUAUGAAGACAAGCUUUAUAAACUAGUUUUUUGAUAUGAAGUAUAUCAAUUAUGUUUGCCUUUUGUGAAGAAGUAAAUGAGUUGAAUUUGUAUUUCACUUACUAGAUUAUACUAAUGAGCUAAUGGGGUCAUUGCCAUCCUCCCUACUCAUGACUUUGAUGAGUUAUUGCUGUAACAUCACUUCUUGAUUUAAUUUGAUAUGGAAUCAGAAUUGGGAGAAGGUAUUUUUAAAUAAACAACUUUUUAAUGGAAA
Messenger RNA from Pan troglodytes (chimpanzee), 3972 nucleotides. RefSeq names its product HEAT repeat containing 3 (gene HEATR3). Lineage: Eukaryota; Metazoa; Chordata; Mammalia; Primates; Hominidae. Gene Ontology annotation, biological process: ribosomal large subunit biogenesis; protein import into nucleus. The coding region runs from base 944 to 2635 and encodes 563 amino acids. The record is from RefSeq and is a predicted model, not a curated record. The transcript is spliced from 15 exons.